AAAAGUUCGGUGAUUUUAGUUAGAGAAUAUGUGUGCAGCUACUUCCGGGAAAACUGACGUGAUUAUUUUUAUCAGAUAAUUAACAGAUGAAACCACUUCAUGAGUUAAUAUGAAUCAUCACAUUGUUCAACAUGGAUACUGAAAAUAAUAAUAACAAUAACAACAACAAUGCUGGACAAGGUAGAAAUACUGGUAGACGUGGGCCACAGAACCCAUUAGUGAAUGUCAGGGACAGAUUGUUUCAUGCAUUGUUCUAUAGAAUUGCUCUAGCAUAUGCCAGAGCUUUCCCAAAACCAAUACGAAGAGUUAUUGAAUUUGCCAUUCUGAUAAAGGCACUGGUGGUGUUAGGAAUCCUGGCCUACAUUCAUAUUGUGUUUUCAAGAUCGCCAAUCAACUGUUUGCAACAUGUUCAGAAAGAAUGGCCACGGAAUGGCAUUUUACGUGUAGAGAUUGUAAGAAACGUGUCAGAAAAUUACACGAUAUUAAACUCAUAUGAAAAGGAAUACUCUGAUUUCAGUGCUCACUUUCUUGAAGGCUUGUUAAAUGAGAUAGAAAACAAAGAUACAGAUGGAAAUGCUGGCGAGCUGGACGAAGGGGAAGACUUUGAAAAAACACACGUUAUAAAUGUGACAGAGUAUGAAGUAAAUGGAGAGAAGUUCAGUGUAACUCAACUUGGUCAUUCAAAUCUUAGCAAAUUGGAAAAAGACAAGAAGAAAGAUGAGGCUGUUGAUGAAAGUGUUCUUCAGCCGAAUCAAAGUGAUGAUGCAAGUAAUGAAAAUGUUGACGAUGAUGAUGAUGACGAUGAUGAGAAAAACGAUACUUUCGUGGAAUACACAUCGAAGGUUGACCGAGAAAAUGCUGGACCUUUCAGAGAAACUUUGUCUGAACUUGAGAUGCUGGCUAAAGUGGUUUGGCCAGAGGAAAAGUAUAUUGUUGAGUAUGCCCUGGAGUACGGGUUUUUACGUCUUUCACCGAAAACACGGCAACGACUUAAUAUUACUGUAAUGCUAGUUACACUAGAUCCAGAGAAAGAUGCAUGUUUUGGAGACACAUUCAGUAGAUUUUUACUAGAUGAGUUUCUCGGAUAUGAUGAUAUUCUAAUGUCAAGUAUCAAACAAUUGGCCGAACAAGAAGAUAAUAAAGGUUUCUUACGUAAUGUGGUGACUGGUGACCAUUAUCGUUUCGUGAGCAUGUGGAUGGCUAGAAGUUCGUACCUGGCUGCAGCAUUUAUUAUGCUUGUAUUUACUGUGUCAGUUUCAACCUUGUUGAGAUAUUCCCAUCACCAAAUAUUUAUGUUUAUCGUGGACCUACUACAGAUGUUAGAAAUGAAUGUUACAAUAGCAUUCCCAGCUGCUCCUCUGCUGACAGUGAUAUUAGCUUUAGUUGGCAUGGAAGCCAUUAUGUCAGAAUUUUUCAAUGAUACAACCACAGCUUUCUAUAUAAUACUUAUUGUAUGGAUAGCUGACCAAUAUGACGCCAUAUGUUGUCAUCAGAAUAUCAGUAAACGUCAUUGGCUGAGGUUUUUCUACUUGUAUCAUUUUGCCUUUUAUGCAUACCACUACCGCUUUAACGGGCAAUACAGUGGGUUAGCCCUGUUUACCUCAUGGCUAUUUAUACAGCAUUCUAUGGUGUACUUUUUCCACCACUACGAGCUCCCGGCAAUUCUUCAACAAGCCCGAGUCCAGCAACUUCUGAAUCGAAAUGGGAAUGCCAAUAUUACAGUUACUAGCGGACAAAUCAGAGGUACUGCCAAUGCUGGUAAUAAUGCGCAGCAGACGGCCACAGAAAAUGGCGGGAAUGUGAAUUCGACAAAUCCUGAGCAAGCCAACAUUGCCAAUGGUCAUAUAGUGACCGGGGAUAAUGACCUUGAUGAAACCGACCAUAAUAUAUUACAUAAUAACGUAGAUCAUGGUUUAUUAAAUGAGAUUUUUGAAGGGGUCGAAGACGUUCAAGUUGACGGGUUUAAUAUUGACCAGCAGCUCUUGCAUCAUUUAGAGGAAGAAAUUCAAGAGCUACAAUUUAGUCAUAACCAAGCUGUAUCAAAUAGAGAAAAUUUAGAUAGUCCAAGUACAAGUCAAGGUGAAACUUUAAUAGAUUCAAAUAGAACAACAAAUUCUAGAGGUGAAUUGGGUACAAACUUUACUCAUUCAGAGAAUAAUGUUUUAAACCAAUCAGAAAACAGUGCACCAGUAUCUGCAGAUUUACCAUCUACAGACUGUGAUACUUCUGCCAGUGCUGGAAGUGCCUGUUCUCAGUUAGAAACUGUGACACAGUCAAAAUAUUGUGAUACUCAAUCUGAUUCAAAAAGUGUUAAUUCAGACACAGGAACUAGUGAUGCAGUGAGUUCUCAAAGUGCAAUAGGGGAUGAAAACCAAUCUUUAAACACUGGUGCUAAUUUAAGGUUCAGAGGUAACACUGGUAAUGCCAUCAACUUGUCGCAAGAAGCCACUGGUGAACAAGGAACCGAAGUUUGAUACCCUGAAAACUAAAAUAAACCAUUUUUUCUUAUUGUGGCAUUAAUUCUAACAUAAUUUUGGGAUUAUUUUUUUCCAGUAGACAUGUAGAAAAAGAAAAAAAAAGGAGAAUUUUUUUGCCUGCUGGAGCAGAAGACAAAAAUCACAUUACAUGAUUUUGAGUGUCUUUCAUUUUGUCUGUAGUUGUGAAGAUGGAAAAAAUAUUGAUUAAUAUAUGUUUACAAGUGUUGUACCUAGGUAAUAUUUUAAAGGGAACUCUAGUGACCUUGGCCAGAAAUUAUGGAAAGUUUGAAAGAAAAUGAAAUGAAGGCAGUUUUUUCAUAGCUUUACUCCCUAUACUUUCUUUUUUUCACAUUCUUAUUUCAAUGUUAUUUUACAGAAAUAUUUUUGUUUAGUCAUGUCUUGUUUAGAUUGUUGCUGCAUAGUGUUAAUUCUGGACUAAUAAUUAAAUUCACUAUUAUUUAUAUUGUCCUACUAACAGCUUUAGUUGAAACAGUUUAUAACAACAUAAUUGUUCCAAAUAUAUAACACAAUAAUGUUUAAAAAUGAACAUACAAAAAAAAAUACAUAAAAUAUGACACUAAAGAAAAAAAAACAUACCAAAUAUUUAUCUUUACAUACAUCAGUUAUUUUAUCUCUCAUUACAGCAUAGCUUGGACUUCUUUCAAUUCUCUUAGUAUUGUCUAUAUUAGACAAGUAUUUAAUAAGUGUUUAUCCAAUAAGAUCAAUAGGGAGAGUAUUGGAUUUCAUUGCUGAUUCAAUCCAAAAAAUAUUUCUGUGACAUUUGAUCUCUGACAUUGAGUGUAAUGGUCAUUUUGUAUGACAUUCCUGAUUCAGAAAUCGUUUGGUAGUCUGUCACAUUGGAUUCGUUUUUGUGGGAAAGUGGUAUUGUUACAUGUGAGGAAGCUAUCCAGCUAGCUACGGAAUGUCAGUGGUUCUACUCGAAUGGUGCCUGUUUCUGCCUGAGGCAACAGUAAUGCUGGAACGUCGCCAUAUUAUCUAUACUGUGUCGAUGUGACGUAAAACACAAUCAAAUAAAAUAGUCUGUUCCUUGUAGAGAAAUUGGUAAUUACUGGUUAAUAAUCAAGAAAAGCUGGUCAGGUGGCAGACUGCUAAGAUUUAACCAAAAAAGUGUGAAAAUCAGCGAAAGACAAGCAAAUUGUUAUACAGUUGAAUACACGGAAAGUUUCUUUUUCAGCAAAGAGAUAAUUUCAAGGAAGUAUCAACUUACUUAAAAAAAAAGAAAAUAAUCACAUUUUCAGCAAUAGAAAUUAUUUCAGAGAAGUAAUCAACUUAACAAAAAGAAGAGAAAAAAUAAGCCACAAAUGAUUUGUUAAGGUCAGGAUUCUUAUAAUGUGA
This is a messenger RNA of Ruditapes philippinarum (Manila clam), 3833 nucleotides long. RefSeq names its product membralin-like. Gene Ontology annotation, cellular component: endoplasmic reticulum. Gene Ontology annotation, biological process: positive regulation of ERAD pathway; response to endoplasmic reticulum stress. The transcript is spliced from 12 exons. Bases 132 to 2474 code for a protein of 780 amino acids. Lineage: Eukaryota; Metazoa; Mollusca; Bivalvia; Venerida; Veneridae. The record is from RefSeq and is a predicted model, not a curated record.